UUUUGACUUUUAAGUUUUGAUUGGUUUUAAAAAUUUGUCACUUGGAAUAUUUGCCGGAAAAUUUAUUAAUUUCAAAAUAAUUGAAUACAAAAACAUGGCAACAGAAACUCCAUCUCCAAAUGCCAGCACAAUACAUCUCAACAAGAAAUGGACCAAUUUGAGAAAAAUCCUGGAACGUCCUAGGCCAUUUUGCAAGGCUGACUUUACUCCGUCUGCAGAUAAUCUCGAGUUUUUAUUGAAUACUUGUAAAAUUCUGGUCAUAGGUGCUGGAGGCUUAGGUUGUGAAUUGCUAAAAGAUCUGGCCCUUAUGGGAUGUGGUGAUAUUCAUGUCAUCGAUAUGGACACCAUUGAUCUCUCAAAUCUAAAUAGACAAUUCCUUUUUCGACGCAAGGACAUUGGUUCAUCAAAAGCGGAAUGUGCUGCAAAUUUUAUAAAUGCCAGAAUUCCCACUUGCAAGGUUACUCCACACUUUGCUAAAAUCCAAGACUUCGACGAGUCAUUCUAUCAACAAUUCCACAUUGUUGUUUGUGGACUUGAUUCCAUUGUAGCCCGAAGGUGGAUCAAUGGCAUGUUGAUUGCUAUGUUAGGCUAUGAAGAUGACGGAUCUAUCGAUCCUUCUACCAUCAUUCCCAUGAUCGAUGGUGGGACUGAGGGUUUCAAAGGAAAUGCCCGUGUCAUUUUGCCAGGCUACACUGCAUGCAUUGAAUGCACUCUGGGUCUAUUCCCGCCACAGGUUAACUAUCCCCUGUGCACGAUUGCAAAUACUCCUCGACUGCCAGAGCACUGUAUCGAGUAUGUGAAAAUCAUUCAAUGGGAAAAGGAAAAUCCAUUCGAUGUUCCACUGGAUGGGGAUGAUCCACAACACAUUUCGUGGAUCUACGAACGAGCAUUAGAAAGGGCUCAACAAUUUAAUAUAUCUGGAGUCACUUAUCGACUGGUUCAGGGAGUUGUAAAGCAUAUUAUUCCGGCAGUAGCUAGUACAAAUGCUAUUAUUGCUGCUGCUUGCGCAACUGAGGUCUUCAAACUUACCACUAGUUGUUAUGACAGCAUGAAGAAUUACAUGGUUUUCAAUGACUUGGCCGGAAUCUACACUUUCACGUAUGAAGCUGAAAAAAAUGAUAAUUGUUUGUCAUGCAGUAAUGUGCCUCAAAAGGUUUUGGUUGAUGAUCCAAAUACAACUACUCUAGAGGACUUCAUCAAAAUGCUGUGUGAGAGUCCAACUUAUCAAAUGAAAAAUCCAGGAAUUACUGCUUUUAUCGAUGGUAAGAAUAAAACUCUUUACAUGUCGACUGUUAAAAGUAUCGAAGAACGAACUCGAGGGAAUUUAACUCAGUCAUUGUCUGAACUUGGUUUGCGCGAUGGCCAAGAACUGAUGGUUGCUGAUUCUACAACACCAAAUGCGAUUACAUUGAAACUCAAAUACACUUAUAAUGAAAUCGAAAUGAAUUAAUAAAAUG
Molecule: messenger RNA, 1457 nt
Organism: Eupeodes corollae
Lineage: Eukaryota; Metazoa; Arthropoda; Insecta; Diptera; Syrphidae
Gene: Uba3
Product: nedd8-activating enzyme E1 catalytic subunit
Exons: 6
Coding region: 95-1450 (451 amino acids)
Biological process (GO): protein neddylation
Cellular component (GO): cytoplasm; nucleus
Molecular function (GO): NEDD8 activating enzyme activity
Source: RefSeq, a predicted model, not a curated record